AUGAAUAGAAUAAAAUCUUUUGAAUUUGUGAUUCUCAAUCCAAGCAUUCAACAUUCAUGGAUGAAAAAGCAUAGUAAAAAGCAUAGUAGUUAUUAUGCACACAAUUUUAAAGCAGCACACAUCAUUAAUCAAGAAGAAAAGAGAGCUCGAGAUGUAGUGUGGAGUGGGCAGUUGAAUGGUGUUAUCCUUUUACCUCAACCAUUUUCGGGGCCUAAGAGGGACUCCCAACCCUCCUCACAAGCUUGUGCUGGAAUUUUAAUUGGCUGUAAUCUAAUGCUACGUCUUCCUGUUCAAACUCUCUUCGAGACUAUUUAUUUACAAUUUGAAGUCUUAGCACUUUCUCCCUUGUUUAGUUGA
Molecule: messenger RNA, 357 nt
Organism: Clunio marinus
Lineage: Eukaryota; Metazoa; Arthropoda; Insecta; Diptera; Chironomidae
Source: the annotation of a GenBank genome assembly